Messenger RNA from Besnoitia besnoiti, 1920 nucleotides. RefSeq lists its product as uncharacterized. The record is from RefSeq and is a predicted model, not a curated record. Lineage: Eukaryota; Apicomplexa; Conoidasida; Eucoccidiorida; Sarcocystidae. The transcript is spliced from 2 exons. The coding region runs from base 1 to 1920 and encodes 639 amino acids.
AUGGAGUUAUUCCUCGCCUACAAGUCCGCGAGAGCCCUCUCUAGGCCUUCCCGGGUCUCCUCCGCGGACGCGAUCCGCGGCGCCGGGAGGGAGGAAGGACGAAGCAACAAAUUUCGCCUCACCAGGCCGCCUCAGGACUCACCCAGGAGCGACUGUGCGCGGACCUCGUCUUCCAGCGAGGGAGAGUCCGCGCAGUCCCCUGCAGCAGACCACUGUCGCAGGAGAAACGACAAACACCUCGCUAGGGAACAAGAGACUGCAGAAUCGGAGAAGAGAGAGGACGAGCUGUGCUUUCCGGCCGUCAGAUUCGUUGCGUCUGGAAAGGAUGACCACGUGAAAAAGACAGGAGCUGCCUCGGCUCGCGUAGGUGAGGCGGAUGAUGGAAACCAAUGCUCUGCGUGGCCUCUCACCAGGGUUGCAGACGCCGACUCGCUCUUAAGUUCGCCAGCUAGCCGCUGCGUACUGGAGGCGGCGGCGUGUCCACCCGGGCGCUCAGAGCGCUCGGCUCCGCGCCGCAGCGCGUCUGCAGCCUCCACUCCCUCGCAGACAGUUGGUUCGCGUCUGGGACUGCGCGGAGGGGCACUGAAGGCGCCGACGGUGGAGGAAGCCUCGCCGACAGCAUUCGACUGGUCGCCCGCUAGGUUGCUGUCGCCUCUCUGCUGGCGAAGCCGCCAGGGGGGCAAAGGCCAUGGAGCGGGAAUGGCAGCACUGGGAGAUGGCAGCCGUCGCGAUCUCUCGCGCCACCCACGCCUCGAACUCGACAAAAUCUUCCUAGUCCCGCAGCCCCUUAAGAGUCCUCUGAAAACGCCUGCCCCGAAAUCGCGGUGCGACAAACCGAGGACGCGGGUCUGCAAGGUCACCAGUCCUCUGACCACCUGUCUCUCUAUCGAGGCAGCUGCAGCCUCGCCUGCGCCGACCUUGACAGGCGCCGCUGCAUGUGCGCCGUCUGAGGCCGAGGGGUCGACGGCAGCCGCACCUUCGCAGGGCAUGCGAUCCUUCGGUGCCGCAUGCAGUCCGCGAGUAGCUUCACGCAGAGCCGUUUUUCCGAGCUGUCUGUCGCCGAGCUCGACUUCGCGUCGCAUCGCGCUGUCUGACACACCGAAUCCGUAUUUCGUGUUCAAUCCCGAUCUAUUCGACGACGCCGCAGUCUGGACGGCCCCGCGGCUCGAGCGCCUGCGCAGGGCUCUCGGCCUCAACCCCCCCACAGAACGAGGCAGGCGCACCUCGAGUCGGGGCGAGCUCGUGCGCUGUCUGAAAGCCUUUCACCGGCGACGCGAGUCCGCAGAACGCACAGAGGCCGGCUGUGACGUCGAGAGGCGCUCUUUGAGCGAGGCGGAUCUGCGUCUCUGCGAAGCAGCUUCUCAAGACGAAAGCAACUUCUUCCUCGUCCCUGUGGACGCUGUGGACGUUCCCCCAGAGUGCGUGCGCGCGGUGUCGGGGACGCCUGUGGAGCCAGGCGAGCCCAGAAAGUGUCGCUCGAUUCUGAAGACUUGCCCUUCGCGGCAUGUGUGCUGCGGCGUUGAAGGCGCGUCCGCGAGGGUGGCGCGAGAGUCGCGGAGACCCCAGAGUCUCUGCGCAAGUGCUGGAGACCAGCGGAGAGGAAAAACGAGGAAACGGAGUUCGACGCUUGCGGUGGGAAAGGAAACAGAGAGACUGCUGUCUAGCAAGCGGAUCAGAUUUAGCGCAUUCAAUAGCGUCCAGCUCAUCGACCCGAGGUCGGACGAACCGCAGGGUAAAGUUGAUGCGCCGUCUCCGUCCGACUCCCUGUCUCGCCGCGAUUUCGAUACACCCGCAGGUCUCUGGGUAACUCGGGCAGAGCGACUGAAUGCUUGUAACACAGAACGCAAAACGAACACGCCGAAUGCGCUGUCCUCUGCCGUUCCAUGCAGCAACACUACCAAGAAUACUCCGUAUACAUAG